GGCGUGUGAUUGGUUAUUGCUAGGGGACAGACAGCUUCAGAGCAGCCUCUACAUCCUCAACACAGGACGAUAAAACUCGUAAUGUUCACAGUUUAUCACAGUUCUGUCUUAUCACACAACUUUAUUUAAGUACCUAAAUGUGGAUAAACCAGCGGGGACGACGCCUUCUGUGUCCUAACAUUUACAACAUAUAAUGUAGCCCCCUGUUCCUCCUCAGGUGUGGCAGACGAUUCUGAGAAGACCACUGGCUACAGCUUCUUAGUUUUUUUUUUCCUGACAUCAAGACACUUCAAACUGACUGAAAUGGAUGAACAAAGUGUUGAGAGCAUCGCUGAGGUGUUUCGCUGCUUCAUCUGCAUGGAGAAACUGAGAGAUGCUCGUCUCUGCCCACAUUGCUCCAAACUGUGCUGCUUCAGCUGCAUACGACGAUGGUUGACGGAGCAGAGAGCCCAGUGUCCUCACUGUCGUGCUCCACUCCAGCUGAGGGAGCUGGUCAACUGUCGCUGGGCAGAGGAGGUCACCCAGCAGCUGGACACCCUGCAGCUCUGCAACCUCACCAAGCAUGAAGACAAUGACAAGGACAGAUGUGAGAACCACCACGAGAAGCUUAGUGUCUUCUGCUGGACCUGUAAGAAAUGCAUCUGUCACCAGUGUGCCCUGUGGGGAGGCAUGCACGGUGGCCACACCUUCAAGCCUCUGGUUGAGAUCUACGAGCAGCAUGUCACAAAAGUGAAAGAUGAGGUUGCCAAACUCCGCCGCCGCCUCAUGGAGCUUAUCAGUCUGGUGCAGGAAGUGGAGAGGAAUGUAGAGGCUGUCAGGGGAGCAAAGGAUGAGAGAGUGAGAGAAAUCCGAAACGCGGUGGAAAUGAUGAUCGCUCGUCUGGACAACCAGCUGAAGAACAAACUCAUCACCCUCAUGGGCCAGAAGACGUCCUUGACCCAGGAGACAGAGCUGCUGGAGUCUCUGCUGCAGGAGGUGGAGCAUCAGCUUCACUCCUGCAGCAAAAGUGAACUCAUCUCCAAGAGCCCAGAGAUCCUGCUCAUGUUCCAGCAGGUCCAUCGGAAACCCAUGCAGUCCUUCGUCACCACCCCGGUCCCUCCAGACUUCACCAGUGAGCUGGUUCCUGCCUAUGACUCCAGCACCUUUGUUCUCAUCAACUUCAGCACCCUGAGGCAGCGGGCAGACCCAGUGUACAGCCCACCUCUACAGAUAUCCGGACUCUGCUGGAGACUCAAAGUUUACCCAGAUGGUAAUGGUGUAGUCCGGGGAAACUACCUGUCUGUAUUCUUGGAACUGUCUGCUGGACUCCCUGAAACAUCAAAGUAUGAGUAUCGAGUGGAGAUGGUCCAUCAGGCCUCCAACGACCCAACCAAAAACAUAAUUCGGGAGUUUGCCUCAGACUUUGAGGUUGGUGAAUGCUGGGGCUACAACCGCUUCUUCAGACUGGACCUUCUGGCCAGCGAGGGCUACCUGAACAUGCAGACGGACACACUGGUCCUCUGCUACCAGGUUCGCUCACCAACAUUCUUCCAGAAGUGCAGAGAUCAGUAUUGGUACAUCAGCCAACUGGAAUCGGCCCAGAACGGUUAUAUCCAGCAGAUCAACAACCUUAAAGAGAGGCUGGCCAUCGAGCUGUUUCGCCGUCAAACGUCGCGCAGCUCGUCCCCACCUGACAUGAGGCUGGCUGCAGGCACCACCGCCUCUGAAAAAGACCCUCGCUCAGUGAAGAGCGACGAUGAUAUCCAGACCAUGUUGUCCAACACAAAAAAAUGUGAAGAGGAGGAGAGGACGCAGCAGGAUGAUUCUAAUGAGCUGUCGGACGGUGACUUGGAGGUGGACUGUCUGACGGAGGAGGAGGUGAACCCGCUGGAUGGCAGCAGCACCUCAGGGAGCUCCACAGCCACUAGCAACACUGAGGAGAACGACAUAGACGAGGAGACCAUGUCUGGAGAGAAUGAUGUAGACUUCAUUGGGAACCUGGAAACAGAAGAAGGAGAACUUCCUGAUGACUUGGCUGGAGCCACAGGUAAAUUCAGUGGAUCCAGCUCUAGUGCACCUUCCUUACACCGCAGUGCUGCUGCUGGUCGCAGUGGCAGCGGAGCUGCUGCUUGUGGUGCCGUUGGGCCAGGCAGUAACAGCCUCCUGGAGAUUGACCCGGUCAUCCUGAUCCAGUUGCUGGAUCUGAAGGAGCGCAGCAGCGUUGAGUCUCUGUGGGGCCUUCAGCCUCGGCCUCCUGUGUCUCUCCUCCACAGCCAAGUGAGGGACAAUCUGUAUAAAGUGCCCCAAUUGGCUCACACUCACUCCAGGAAAGAACGAGAGCGGCGGCCUCAGGUGGUCCGACGAUCAGCUCCAGACUCGGGGGUCCUGAUUCGCCUUAAGGCUCAGAUGGCAGAGGUCCGCAGCAAGAUGUCAGUCAAGAGUCAAGCGCUGGAGGCUCGGGGGGCCGUGGAACCUAGGCCUGGCCCAUCAGGGGCUUUCAGUGUGGAGGAGGUUUCCUCUCACCACGCUGAUUCAGAGCUGUCAGCUUGUCGUAAGACCAGUGAGCUGGACCUCCUGGGGAGAGCAGCUGCUCGGUCCAGGCCCUGUCGCCCUGUCAGGAAAUCUCUCUCUCCUGUCCUGGACAGCAGUGGCUCUCUGGUUGUGAAGAGAAGAAGUCCAGAAGAGCUGGACAAGGAGCUUAGAGGAGCAGAAGCCACCCCAGAGCUCAGCCUGCAUCCUAAAGAGGGACUGGCAGCUGCAGACGGAGUGCUGAAGGCAGACGGCCCCCAGGGCCCCGUCUUGUCUCAGGGCUGCUCCUCAUCAGAGCCGGGCUCCACCUCCAAGCAGCAGUACUCAGUAGAGUCACAGCUGUAUGGGAACUCUGGGCCAAAAGAUGACAUCUUCUCCUUGGGAGGACCAAGCUACUUAACUGCCAGCAAGAUCUGUGGCAGCAGGACCCUGGGGGCAGCAAUGUUGGACUGUGAAUCUGAGGGCUCAGGAAAUCAGUCUUUGCUGGAGGGACCAUCUGCACAGCCACAGUCAAAGGAAGAUCAGUCUCCCUCUGUCCUGGUGGCAGCAACAAGCAGUGACAGUGACAGUGAGGACGAUGGGCUGCAGAGCAACAACUCAAGCUACGACAACCAGACUCCUCCCUGCACAGGAGAGCAGCUCAUGUCUGAUGACAUGAGUCUUCCUGCUGACAGGUGAUUCCCUCUGAGUCUGUCAGACCUGGCAACCCGCUGCUUUAUCCUCUGUAGCCACACAGUCUUGCAACAAUGGCCGCAGACAACACACAAGCUUGUUACACAGAUUUGUAGAGUAGAGAAGCUGCUUGUUAUGCAUGAACUCAAAAUUCAUGAAAAUUCAACACUAGGUUGUUUGAUCGCCUGUUUGUCCAGAAAGAGUGCAUUCGGAGGUAAAGACGGCGGUUGAUCAACUUCACAUGGUCCAAUAAUAUCAAUGUCAGUAAUACAGUGUGAAUACAAUGAAACUGCACAUAAACACAAAGAGAGAGAGAGAGAAACCCCACAUCGCAAUUUUGCCAUUUAAAAUGAUAUUUCUCUCUUCACUGCUCAGCAUUUCUUGGUCGUCAACUUUCAAACACGUACACACUUUCACUUCUUUCAUUGUAUCUUCACUAAGUGCAUCUGAGGAACAUGUCUGAACGUGUAAUGACUGAAUUUCUAAUCUUUAUACUUUUAUUUUGCAAACCUGAACCUACAAGCCGUUAAGUCACUUCUAUUAACUUUAAGUACACAUCUGUCGCUUUUUCUGUGUAUAAAUACUUUUAUUAAUCUGAGGUUUAAGUGAGUUAACUGUAGCCUGUCAAUAAGAAAUGUUAUCUGUUGAGUUCAGUAUGCUCUUCAUUCUCAACACCUACUCGACGUCCUUCAGCCGUGCCCUGCACCUCUCUGUGUUUGUGAGCUUCCUUUUCUGAUGUAAACUAUAACAUUCUCCCUUUUCGGGAUAUUUAUGUAAAAGUCCUCACUCUGAAAAGCAGCACUAACAGGAACAUCUGUCUCCGUUUGACAUUUGAAAAGGCUGAAAGAUCACAGAAGAAUGUAGAUUUGAAAACAACUACUCCACUGCUUUCUUUUCUUGCCUGAAAUUAUGAAGUAUACUACAGACGCCAUAACAAUGUCCUGGCAGAUGUUUGGUUCAAUCUGUGUCUGCUCAGACAGUAGAUUAACACUAGACAAUGCUGCUCUGUGCAGGUGGAACCUUUGACCCAAGCAGAAAUACCCUGAACAGGAAUCUUUCCCAGUAGGACCAACACAGCUCUUACCAACCAAAAGUGGCUCUGAGGCGUUUAAGGGAGCGAUGCCAGUGUGGUUGACUUAGCAUGUAUUAUACCAAGACCCUGAAAUUGAAGGAGCCAAGUUAACAUUCAGUUUCGAAUUACACAGUAACACCAGUGUCUUUCCUAACGAGACAUGUCUCUGUGCCUGAUUUGGCGUCAGUGCUGAAAAUGCACAGCAACACUUGUGUUGGGUUGCAGCAAAUGAUACUUGUGAGUAAUGAUUCAUGUUUUGCUCAUUUUUUCAAGUGAGUCUUUGGUGUCAGCAAGGAGUGAAAAAUGUCUGUCAUAUUUUAUUCACAAAGUUAUUCCAUAGUGUUGAAUCCACAGAACACACUGUCAACAGAUUAGGUUGGAAACGCGUCAGGCCCUGAAUGAACUAGUGACGCUUCUUUCUGUGGGUUGCGUCUCGAAAUGUUUCUGUGCUGUGAGCAACACAAAUCAAAUUCCAUUUAGAAUCAUGGUAUUGCUGAAGAGGCGGACAUUCCAAUAGAUAUAUUAAAACCAUAGCAAAUUACACAAGAACGAUCUACACGAUGAGACAUCAAUAGAGCGAAGAGUUCAUUUUUUCACACUUUGUUAUUCAUAUUUAUUUGAAGCUCGCUUGUCUUUUACUUUGGAUAAAAGAGAAGACUUUACAUAUUGUUCAGUCUUUAGUUUACAUUGUAAAUAUCUUACCUGCUGUAAAUCGGCUCUAACGUGCAUGGCCUUAUUGGCUGGGUGGAGAGAAGAAGGUCGUAACAAUGAAGCUUGAUGUUUUAAUCCACUUCUACAGUUCCAGUCCAGUGAUUUCAGGACUGGAUUUCCGCUUUUCCUCCGUCACUGCUGCUGCUCACGAAUUUGAUGGAGGCGUUUGGAAACAGCAGCCACGUUUACAAGUUUUGUUUGGAUCAGAUUUUCUCUUAUUUGUGCUUGUUGUGUCAAACCCUGCUCUUGUUUUGAAUGUUCACAGGAUGUACUGUGCAUUGUUCAAUGUGUACAUUUCCCUUUUUGUCUAAUAAAUAAAAUGUUUUACGAUUCUGAAAA
Platichthys flesus (European flounder) is the source of this 5302-nucleotide messenger RNA. It is a transcript of the gene trim37, whose product is annotated as tripartite motif containing 37. Gene Ontology annotation, biological process: negative regulation of centriole replication; protein autoubiquitination. The record is from RefSeq and is a predicted model, not a curated record. The transcript is spliced from 26 exons. Gene Ontology annotation, molecular function: tumor necrosis factor receptor binding; ubiquitin protein ligase binding; zinc ion binding. Gene Ontology annotation, cellular component: aggresome; peroxisome. The coding region runs from base 304 to 3186 and encodes 960 amino acids. NCBI's taxonomy places the organism in Eukaryota, Metazoa, Chordata, Actinopteri, Pleuronectiformes, Pleuronectidae.